Messenger RNA from Brassica oleracea var. oleracea, 1671 nucleotides. RefSeq names its product glutathione gamma-glutamylcysteinyltransferase 1-like. The record is from RefSeq and is a predicted model, not a curated record. The coding region runs from base 88 to 1551 and encodes 487 amino acids. The transcript has 9 exons. NCBI's taxonomy places the organism in Eukaryota, Viridiplantae, Streptophyta, Magnoliopsida, Brassicales, Brassicaceae. Gene Ontology annotation, molecular function: metal ion binding; glutathione gamma-glutamylcysteinyltransferase activity. Gene Ontology annotation, biological process: cellular detoxification of cadmium ion; response to metal ion; detoxification of copper ion.
GUCUUCGUCUCCUUGCUUUAUACAAUCCUGAAACGAAUCUUCCAGCGCGGUCUCUGUCAAAACAUAUAUAAACAGUCGAACAAACGUAUGAGAAUGGUUAUGACGAGUGUGUACCGGCGAUCUCUUCCUUCUCCUCCGGCCAUUGACUUUUCUUCUCCCGAAGGCAAGAAAAUAUUCAAUGAAGCGCUUCAGAAAGGAACAAUGGAAGGAUUUUUCAAGUUGAUUUCUUAUUUCCAGACGCAGUCAGAACCUGCCUAUUGUGGCUUGGCUAGUCUUUCUGUCGUCUUAAAUGCUCUGUCUAUUGAUCCUGGACGAAAAUGGAAAGGGCCUUGGAGGUGGUUUGAUGAAUCAAUGCUGGACUGCUGCGAACCGCUGGAAGUAGUGAAAGAAAAGGGUAUUACGUUUGAAAAACUUGUGUGUUUGGCUCAUUGUUCAGGAGCUAAAGUGGAAGCUUUCCGCACAAGUCAGAGUACCAUUGAUGAUUUCAGAAAAUUCGUAGUGACAUGCUCGGUUUCUGAUAAUUUCCAUAUGAUCUCGUCAUAUGAUAGAGGAGUAUUUAAGCAGACUGGGUCUGGUCACUUUUCACCUAUAGGUGGCUAUAACGCUGAAAGAGAUAUGGCUUUGAUUCUUGAUGUCGCCCGUUUCAAGUAUCCUCCUCACUGGGUUCCUCUUCAACUACUUUGGGAAGCCAUGGACACCAUUGUUCAGUUAACAGGGAAACAUAGAGGGUUCAUGCUCAUAUCUAGACCCCAUAGAGAACCUGGAUUGCUCUAUACACUGACCUGCAAGGAUGAAAGAUGGAUCAGCAUAGCCAAGUAUUUGAAGGAAGAUGUUCCUCGUCUUGUAAGCUCACAGCAUGUAGAUACUGUGGAAAAGAUCUUAUCAGUUGUGUUCAAGUCACUUCCAUCAAAGUUUAACCAAUUCAUCAGAUGGGUGGCUGAGAUCAGAAUAACAGAGGAUGUAAACCAACAUCUCAGCGCAGAGGAGAAAUCAAGGCUAAACUUAAAGCAAGUGGUGCUGAAAGAAGUGCAUGAAACUGAACUGUUCAAACACAUUAGUAAGUUCUUCUCCUCAAUGGAUUAUGAAGACAUUCUGACGUAUUCAGCUGCAAAGGCUUGUUGCCAAGGAGCUGAAAUAUUAUCUGGAUGCUCAUCAAAAGGGUUCUGCUGUCAGGAAACUUGUGUGAAAUGUGUCAAAGGUUCUGGCGAGGCCGAAGGAACGGUGGUGACUGGAGUUGUGGUGCGUAAUGGGAAUGAACAAAGGGUUGAUCUAUUGGUGCCAGCGACCCAAAAUGACUGUGAAUGUGGUCCAAAGGCUAAUUAUCCAGCAGGAGAAGAUGUGUUCACUGUACUUCUGCUCGCUUUAACUCCACAGACAUGGUUAGGGAUCACAGACCAAGCUCUUAUGCAUGAAAUGAAGCAGCUCGUUUCCAUGGCGUCCCUCCCAACUAUGCUUCAAGAAGAGGUAUUGCAUCUACGACGCCAACUUCAGCUGCUAAAACGAUGCCAAGAGAACAAGGAAGAGGAGGAUUUCGCUGCUCCUGCCUAUUGAUUCAUCUUACCCAAAUUCACAUAUCUUUAAUUGCCCAUUUGAAUCCCAACUUCUCAAACCCAAAACCCUAAUUCUUUGAGAGUCUCCUUUAUUAUCUGCAUGCUGCAAUCUCUAUCUGUU